ACCUCGGCGCUCUCUGCGAAUCACUCAGCCCGGGUGCAGCUGGUUGGAUGUGUGUAUGUGUGUUGUGUGUGUUCUGCCGGCGAACUCUCUGUGCCAUUGUAACACACUAGGCUACCUCAACAAUCUCUUCAUUUGUUUUUCUUCACUGCGAUAAAGCCAACAAAUGGCUGCCUAUAACGUUUUCAUUGGAAUUUUCACAGUGUUACUUGUAUAUAUGCAUACGGGCUUGGCAAUCAAGUGCUUUGAGUGCAACAGCCACAAUGACAGCCGAUGUAGUCAGGACCCCUUACCCGACAUGCUCAAGAAGGACUGCUCCGAUCACGCCAGAGGAGUACAGUUCACAAUGUGUCGCAAGAUCGUCCAGAAUAUCGACUUCGAGGUGAACGGAAAUCCUCCAGAUCUGCGAGUGAUCCGUGGUUGUGGUUGGGAUGACUCCAAUUACUUGGGUCGAUGUUAUCAGAGAUCUGGUUUCGGAGGCCGUCAGGAAGUGUGCUCCUGUCUCGAAGACUAUUGCAAUGGUUCUGUGGGCGUGACAACGUCUCUGACACUAGCCGUAUGCACAGGACUCAUACUGGUGUUGAGUCGACUCAUGUACUUCUGAGCCCCCCCUCUCCCCUCCUUGUCCCAAACACGUCCCGUCCAUCCCCAAAGUACCGCACUUAUUAUGGAACAAAAAGAAAGGUGCGAAUUGUCGGAUUUUUAUGUUGGUGGACGUGUCUGAUAAAUUCUAAUUUCUAAAGAAAGUUGAAGACAAAAAGAUAGUCAUCAUAAAAAAUAUUUAUGAAAUGUUGUACGAUUUCUAAAGUGCAAAUACACUUUGUGAAAUUGUAAUAAGUAGCUACUAUAACCGUAAAUAUUAGGCAAUUACAUACGAAACUUGUAAAUAAUAAUAUAAUUUUCAUUUUGCCAUUCACUGAGCAAAAUGUGCAAGCCAGCCUUGCAUAAAAGUGCCAUGUAAUUAAGCAAAGGGAACUACUUAGUCUGCUGUAUAUGAUUUCAUGAACAAUUUUUCGUUAUCAGGGGUUGUAUUGAUAAGUUCUUCUUAUAUUACUAUAAGGCUUAUGGGAGUUUCUUUUCCAGUUAUAUGUAAGUCCAGCCAAAUAGAACAUUCCUUAAAUUUUAUAAUGAAAUUGGAUGAAGGUUGACAAAAAAAAUCUAGCUUCAAUAAUGUACCUAUUGUAAUUAUUACACCAAGUUGAGUCUGUGUAGACAUGUAUACUGUAACUAUUGUAAGUAGUCUGAAGUCUGCAAAAUGAAUUUCUGUACUUUGGAACCAAUAGUUCCAGUUGUAAAGAAGAUAAUGUAUUUUAAUCAAUUUUGUGCGUAAAUAUGCUUACAUAUAAUUACUUCAGUUAUUGAUAUUACACUUUAUUUUCUUCCAGUAACAUAUCACGUGACUAACAGAAUAUAAGUUUCUUUUGAAGAGGUUGAAAAAUAAAUUAACGCUAACAGUUAG
Molecule: messenger RNA, 1456 nt
Organism: Cryptotermes secundus
Lineage: Eukaryota; Metazoa; Arthropoda; Insecta; Blattodea; Kalotermitidae
Exons: 3
Coding region: 164-601 (145 amino acids)
Biological process (GO): sleep; positive regulation of voltage-gated potassium channel activity; regulation of synaptic transmission, cholinergic
Source: RefSeq, a predicted model, not a curated record